AUGAACAAGCUGUUUGGGGGCCUGGGCAUCGGGCACUCCUGCUCCGUGCAGCUGGAGUUCCGGCGAUCGGGGGGGGGUGGAGUCCCAACCGCAGCGGUGAAGAGCACGCGCUCGGCCUCCAGGAGAGAUGAGACGGAGGAUCUGCCCGUCUACCGGUCCAAGGACACCGUGGAGGGGGAGGUCAAGAUCACUCCAAUCCCCGGCAAGCGGGUGGACCACGCCGGCAUCCGCGUGCAGCUGGUGGGGGAGAUCGAACUGGCCUCGGAGCGAGGCUACCCCCACGAGUUCCUGUCGCUGGUGCGGGACCUGGCCCCCCCCGGCGACCUGCCCUCCCAGCAGGCCUACUCCUUCUCCUUUGACAACGUGGAGAUGCAGCACGACUCCUACCUGGGCCUCAAGGUCCGGCUCAGGUACCUCCUGCGCGUCACCGUCGCCCGGGGCCUGGGCCAGUCCACGGUGAAGGACUUCCCCUUCUGGGUGCGCAACCACUCCCCGGCCCCCCCACGAGGGGAGCCCAUCAAGAUGGAGGUGGGCAUCGAGGACUGCCUGCACAUCGAGUUUGAGUACGACAGCCCCGCUUUCCAUCUGGACGAUGUGGUAAUCGGCCGCAUCUUCUUCCUCCUCGUCCGCGUCAAGAUCAAGCACAUGGAGCUGGAGAUCAAGCGUCGCGAGUCAGUGGGCGCCGGCGCGGCCGCGCGCUCCGAGUCCGACACCGUGGCCAAGUACGAGAUCAUGGACGGCGCGCCCGCGCGCGGCGAGGUCAUCCCCAUCCGCCUCUUUCUCGCACCCUACGACCUUAGCCCCAGCGUGGACAGCGUGCACAACCGCUUCAGUGUCAAGUACUUUCUGAACCUGGUGCUGGUGGACGAGGAGGACCGGCGCUACUUCAAGCAGCAGGAGAUCACGCUGUAUCGCGCGGAGGAGGGGGCGGGGGAUGGCGCGGCAAAGGGUGGCGCCGCACGCCUGCCGCGGGGCCUCGUCGCCGCGCUGCCAGAGGCUCCGCCGCCCAACCCCGUUGCCGCCGCAUAG
Auxenochlorella protothecoides is the source of this 1029-nucleotide messenger RNA. RefSeq names its product Vacuolar protein sorting-associated protein 26B. The transcript has 4 exons. Bases 1 to 1029 code for a protein of 342 amino acids. Gene Ontology annotation, biological process: intracellular protein transport; retrograde transport, endosome to Golgi. The record is from RefSeq and is a predicted model, not a curated record. Gene Ontology annotation, cellular component: retromer complex; endosome. NCBI's taxonomy places the organism in Eukaryota, Viridiplantae, Chlorophyta, Trebouxiophyceae, Chlorellales, Chlorellaceae.